Strigops habroptila (Kakapo) is the source of this 2433-nucleotide messenger RNA. RefSeq names its product NIMA related kinase 2 (gene NEK2). The transcript is spliced from 9 exons. Gene Ontology annotation, molecular function: protein kinase activity; ATP binding. Gene Ontology annotation, biological process: protein phosphorylation. The coding region runs from base 51 to 1382 and encodes 443 amino acids. The record is from RefSeq and is a predicted model, not a curated record. NCBI's taxonomy places the organism in Eukaryota, Metazoa, Chordata, Aves, Psittaciformes, Psittacidae.
AGCGCGGGCGCGGUGGCAGGGACCCCGCGGCCUGAGGUGAUCCCGGCGCUAUGCCCGGCCGGCCCGACGACUACGAGGUGCUGCUGACCAUCGGCGCCGGCUCCUAUGGCCGGUGCCGCAAGGUGCGCCGCAAGGCAGACGGCAAGAUCUUGGUGUGGAAGGAGCUUGACUAUGGCACGAUGUCGGAGGCAGAGAAGCAAAUGCUUGUUUCGGAAGUGAAUUUGCUCCGCGAGCUGAGGCACCCCAAUAUCGUCCGGUAUUACGAUCGGAUCAUCGACAAAAGCAGCACAACCCUGUACAUCGUGAUGGAGUACUGCGACGGCGGGGACCUGGCCAGCUUGAUUGCGAAGUGCACGAGAGAGAGGCAUUACUUGGAAGAAAGCUUUGUUCUCAGAGUACUGACUCAACUGACACUGGCCUUGAAGGAAUGUCACAGGCGGAGUGAUGGUGGAGUCACCGUGCAUCGUGACCUAAAACCAGCAAAUGUCUUUCUAGAUAGCAAGCAGAAUGUGAAACUUGGAGAUUUUGGACUGGCAAGAAUAUUGCACCAUGACACCAGCUUUGCCAAAACAUUUGUUGGAACUCCAUAUUACAUGUCUCCAGAACAAAUGAACUACAUGUCAUACAAUGAAAAAUCUGACAUCUGGUCUCUAGGAUGUCUCCUGUAUGAAUUAUGUGCUCUCUCGCCUCCAUUUAGAGCUUGCAGCCAAAAGGAGUUGGCAGAAAAGAUAAGGGAAGGGAAAUUCAGACGAAUACCAUAUCGUUACUCAGAGCAGCUGAAUGAACUUCUCAAAGAGAUGCUGAAUGUAAAGGAUUAUUGCAGACCUUCUGUUGAAGAUAUUCUGCAGCACCCCUUGAUAGCAGACUUGGUGAGAGAAGAACAAAGACAAAACCCGGAUAAAAGAGGCUGGAGAUCAUGGGAGCCAGAAAGGCUGCAGUACUCGGAUGCUGCAGUGAAUGAGCUGAAACGGAAGGAACAGCAACUACAGGAGCGGGAACAAGCCAUUAAGGAGAGAGAGCAACGUUUGGAGCAGAGAGAACGGGAACUCUGUGUUCGUGAGAGACUGGCAGAGGACAAACUUGCCAGAGCUGAAAACCUGAUGAAGAGCUACAAUCUCUACAAAGAGCAGAAGAUUUUAGCUUGUGCAGAUGGUCCAGAUAACGCACUGCUGCUGCCUUUCCCUACAACCAAGAAGAAAGUACAUUUUGGAAGCGAAGAGAAUGCUGGGACUCCUGUUAAUUUGGAAAACCAUCCCCUUUCUAAAGGGAAAUGCUCUGAUAUCAAAAAACGUCUGUAUGCUGCCAAUCUACGGGCUCAAGCACUGGCUGAACUGGAAAAGAACUAUCAACUGAAGAGCAGACAAAUCUUGGGCAUGCGCUGAAACUAUAACACAGGUGUAAAGUAUUUAACUUUUAAAAGUUGAUUAAAUGUGCUGGAAGCUACUCAUGCCUCUCUUUUAAGCUGGAACCUACUGAAAGUUUAUUUUAACAGCUGUUGUACAAGUUCUUGAUCUACAAUAGAUAGUUCAUGAACAAAGCAUAAGAGAUUAUGUUAUGAAAACAGGCAGUUUUCAUACCAAAUCAAGCAAACUGAAUGAAUUGUAUUAAGAAAAAACAUUUGGUCCUCCUGUUUACCAUCCAUUACUCUUCUGAAAUAUAAACAGUGUAAAUCAGAUGUUCUUAAAUCUGAUGUGAAGACCUUUUUAGAUAAAAAAUGUUCAGAGAUUCACAAUCGGUAGGUUAAAAUGAUGCUGUAUGUAACGGACAGUACUUGAUGAGAGAAGUAUAUUUUGUAUAUGUAGAAAAUCAGUGGCUUUUUGUCUGCGCUUGUAAUUGUUUUUGAACUGUCAAAAGAGCAAAAGGAGAUUUUGUGUUGUCUCUUUCUACUAAGGGGGUGACCUAUCAAAGCAGGCUACUUGUAGUUUAAUGUCUGAUUAAGGAGUGGCAUGGGUCAGCUUAGUGUAAUUGAGGAAUUUAUAUUCCUUUCUGCCUGGGUAACUGAAGGGCUUGUCCAUCAGCUCCUGAAAGGCCUGCUUCAGAGCACAGCAUUUGAAAUAGUACCUUCAUAGAAUAAACUAGGUUAGAAAAGACCUUUAAGAUUAUCAAGUCCAAAAGAUCAUCAAGACCUUUUUCAUUUUGCUUUGAAAUCAGUUAUAAACUAAUCCCCUGAGACUGCUGUCCUGGAUGGGACACCAGCCAGAGUGUUACAUCUCUAUUCUGAGGAGGGGCAAUUGUACUUUGAAUAGAAAAUCCUUACUUUGGUGAAGCUUAUGGAGGUAUCUCCAUGUUUCCCUGCACGAUUGUCUGCCAGAGUGGGAGCUGCUUGCUUAAGCUGGUGUAAGUUUAAUGAACUAAAUGACUUGUGAAUUUAAAACAAUCCUUUGGCACUGUAAUGCCUGGCAUCUAUUUUGUAUAAAGAUCUCUUAUCUCUGG